This is a messenger RNA of Xenopus laevis (African clawed frog), 2124 nucleotides long. RefSeq lists its product as uncharacterized. Bases 886 to 2124 code for a protein of 412 amino acids. The transcript has 2 exons. The record is from RefSeq and is a predicted model, not a curated record. Lineage: Eukaryota; Metazoa; Chordata; Amphibia; Anura; Pipidae.
GUCGUCUUAGGGGGACACAGGGAACCAUGGGGUUAAGCUCCAUCCUCCAGGAGGCAGGACACUUGAAUAAUUAAAUAAGGGGCGUGCCCAUCAGGCUUCACCCCAUACACUGUACAUUCCUCUUCAGUUUUUUAAGUGUCCUGCUCCCGGGAGGAUGGACCGUCGCAUGUCUCUACGUUCAGUCUUGAGCUGAUACCUGGGGUGAGGCCUGAAAAGCAGGGUUACCUGUUUUCAUAGAGGCAGCCCCCUACGAGGAGCUACACACCGGGGUCAGCAAUAGCAUUAGCUAAGACCACCUAGACGUUGCCUGCCUGAAUGUCUCAGAGCAGAGGGUCUGGCCGGUGGCACAAUGUCUGCACUGUAGCAGGUCUGUCUGCCUAAGAGUUCUUAGGAACUACCCCUCUCCCCCCCCCCUCUCUUUACCCUGGUCCUCCCUCCUGUAGCUCUCCCUGCCUGGCUAUCAUUGGGCCUGCAUUGGCUCCUACCUGGUCCGUUUUUUGUUCCCUGCAAAAUGGGGCAGCUCCUAGGAUGUGCGCUGUAGCAGGCGCAUUGAGGCAGGCUGCUGGAAGGGGGGAUGCCGGUGCAGGCUGCGACGCUGCUGGCAGCCAUCUCCGUGUGGCGCAGGAAGUGGAACGCAUUGCGUUCCGUCUACAGUCUGUUCGGCGGCCAUCUUGGUUUGGCGCGAACCGGAGCGCAUGUGCGCAUGCGCAAGUGCGCAUGCGCGCGCACGCAAUGGAACGCAUAUGCGUUCCAGCGGCCAUUUUGAGUAACGAAAAGCAUAGCAGCAGCAGCACAGAGCAGCUGAGAGAGAGAGAGACAGAAGCGACUCAGCUUAAAGUCUCAUAGGUGUUAUCAGGCAGUACCCAAUACACUCUACCUUUCCUUAUGGCAGAAGGUAAGUCAGUGGGACUGUUCACGAGGGCUGGACGGAAGGGGUCCUUAACAGCACAGGUGACUUACCUAGCUUGUUCUGUAUGCCAACAAAAAAUUCCAGGGGGACAGGGGGAGCCGCUGUGCAGGUCCUGCAACAAGGGGCAGGGGGAAACCACUGCUUCAGGGGGGCUUCCAGCAGAAGCAACUGGGGUAACAGUUAUGUCCCAGGAAGACUUAGGAGCGGCAGCAGAGCCUCCUGCGCCCCUAUGGGCAGUACAGCUCUCACAGUCAUUGGCAGCGCUACAAGGUUUACCUGCUAUUGCGGAGAAUCUAGGCAAAACACUAGUGAGGCUAAACCACAGGACUAGUGGCAAACGUAGACGAAUGGAGGAUGCUAGUGUGGAUGUUAGGAAUCCUAAUGCGUCUGACGACUCAUCUCCUGAGCUGCUAUCAUCUCAGUCAGAGGGGGAAAUUGAGUCUCCUGGGUCUGUCUCUGCUGAUGAGGAAGAGAUUCAGGAUGAAGGAAAGGAUCGUGACAGUCUACAUGACAUAGACGGCAUAAUCAAAGGGGUUCUUGAGGUGCUUAAUAUUUCUCAGAAGCCUAAACACACUGCAGAAGCGUCAAACUUAUUCAAGAGACAACACAAGUCUUCUGUUUGUUUUCCGGAGAAUGACCAACUCCAAAGUUUGAUUCAGAACGAGUGGGACUCACCUGAACACAAAUUUCAGACGAAUAAAAAGUUUAAUAAACUAUAUCCAUUUCCUAAAGAACUAGUGAAUGUUUGGUCUAACCCACCAGUAGUUGAUGCUCCUGUGUCUAGACUCUCAAAGUCCACCACACUGCCAGUCACAGAUGCAGCAGCUUUUAAAGAUUCCUCAGACAGACGGCUAGAGGGGUUUUUACGUGCAGUUUACUCAUCUGCAGGUUCGACGCUGCGUCCAUGUCUGGCGUCAGCAUGGGUGUCCAGGGCUGUUCAGGCAUGGUCAGAAGCUCUGGUUAAAGACAUUCAGAGUGGUACCUCCUCGCGACAGGAGCUGUUAGAAUCGGCACAGGCUAUUGCUGAGGCAUCUAGCUAUCUUUGUGAUGCCACUCUGGACACUUCUCAAGUCACGGCCCGGACGUCGGCCUUGUCCGUUGCGGCACGCAGAACUUUAUGGCUCAAGAAUUGGUCGGCGGAUGUCAGCUCCAAGAAGUCGCUGACUUCACUUCCCUUUAAGGGGCAAAGACUGUUCGGGGAGGAGUUAGAGUAA